AUGGAGACUAUGAAAUACAUCAAACUUUGUGUCACUGUUGUUACCUUACUCCAGCUUCUGAACGCGAAAGUUGAGGCUAUCAUGAUCAUGCUUGCCACUGAAUCAACAAUAAAAGAAGAAACAGAGAGAGCUCUUCUCUGUUUCAAUUCUAUCGCUCCUCUCUCUUCUCCAAGGCUCCAACUUUCGUCUUUCGCUUCACCAGUUUUCAUCCUUAAACCCAACACCAUCGAGUCAAAGAACAGAGUCUCACUUAGUGGUUACAACUUGAGCAAUAGCCAUGGAAGAGCAGCAAUUGUGAAGGCAGCUGUUUCUGGCGUGGACGGAGCUGAGCCCGAGAGCAAUGAGGAGGCACCUAAGACUGUUGUCGCUGCUGUCCCAGUGGACAAACUACCGUUGGAAUCAAAAGAAGCCAAAGAGAAGCAACUGCUAGAACAGAGGAUGAAGAUGAAGCUGGCCAAGAAGAUUAGGCUACGCAGGAAACGCCUGGUUCGUAAGCGUAAGUUGAGGAAGAAGGGUCGAUGGCCACCUUCCAAGAUGAAGAAGCUCAAGCAUGUUUAGAGAUGAUUAUCAUGACUCUUUGCUCUGUUUUUUAUUUAACUUUUUUUUGUAAUGUUGUUUGUAUAAGCAUCGUUUUUUGGAUUAAAAUCUCAAGUUGAGUAAGUUCUUUAAAAAGAUCCAUUACA
Brassica oleracea var. oleracea is the source of this 683-nucleotide messenger RNA. Its product is annotated as 50S ribosomal protein 5, chloroplastic-like. The record is from RefSeq and is a predicted model, not a curated record. Bases 1 to 558 code for a protein of 185 amino acids. Lineage: Eukaryota; Viridiplantae; Streptophyta; Magnoliopsida; Brassicales; Brassicaceae. The transcript has 4 exons.